Messenger RNA from Talpa occidentalis (Iberian mole), 1071 nucleotides. RefSeq names its product olfactory receptor 7A10-like. Gene Ontology annotation, cellular component: membrane. Gene Ontology annotation, biological process: G protein-coupled receptor signaling pathway. The coding region runs from base 1 to 1071 and encodes 356 amino acids. The transcript has 2 exons. The record is from RefSeq and is a predicted model, not a curated record. Gene Ontology annotation, molecular function: G protein-coupled receptor activity; olfactory receptor activity. Lineage: Eukaryota; Metazoa; Chordata; Mammalia; Eulipotyphla; Talpidae.
AUGUUUCACUCCUACCUGCUGUCCUCGCUGCAAACAGACCUUCAGCAUCCAUCAUCAACCACCAACAGAUUUUGGACGCUGAGAGAUCACAUUCAGCCAUCACCACCAACACAUGGCAUAAAUAAUUAUACACAAAUUUCAGGAUUUUUCCUUCUGGGAUUGUCAGAGAAAGCAGACUUGCAGCCCCUCAUAUUCAUGCUUUUCCUUUUCAUGUACUUGACCACUAUGUUGGGAAACCUGCUUAUCAUCCUGGCCAUCUGCUCUGACCCACGCCUACACACGCCCAUGUACUUCUUUCUCUCCAAUCUGUCCUUUGUGGACAUCUGCUUCACCUCCACCACCAUCCCCAAGAUGCUGUGGAACAUCCAGACGCAGAGCAAACUCAUUACCUAUGCCAGCUGCCUCACACAGUUGCAUUUUUUCCUACUCUUUGCAUAUCUGGAUGACUUCAUUCUGUCUGCAAUGGCCUAUGACCGCUUCGUAGCCAUCUGUCACCCCCUGCACUACACAGUCAUCAUGAACACCCGGUUCUGUCAGCUCCUGGCUCUGGUAUGCUGGGUCGCUAGCAUUUUGGCUUCCUUGCUGCAUGGCUUGAUGGUGCUGCGGCUGUCCUUCCAUACAAUCGUGGAGAUCCCCCAUUUUUUCUGUGAAAUCAAUCAGGUGAUACACCAUGCAUGUUCUGACACCUUUCUUAAUGACAUAUUGAUAUAUAUUUCAUUGGUGCUGCUGGGUGGUAUACCCCUCUCUGCAAUCCUUUACUCUUACUCUAAGAUAAUUUCCUCCAUAUAUGGGAUCCCCUCAGCUCUGGGCAAGUAUAAAGCAUUUUCCACCUGUGCAUCUCACCUUUCCGUUGUCUUUUUGUUUUAUUGCUCAGUCGUGGGAGUAUACCUUAGCUCUGCUGCUCCCCAGAACUCACAUGCAAAUGCAAUAGCCUCAGUGUUGUACACUGUGGUCACACCCAUGCUAAACCCCUUCAUCUACAGCCUGAGGAACAAAGAUAUAAAGGGAGCUCUGAAAAGAGUCUUUGGGGUAAUAGCUAUGAAAGGGCCCAUUUGGGGGGAUCUAAAGUAA